AUGAUGUCGCUGAAGGAAUUUCCUUCGCACCUUGACUCUAAGCCCCUUCACCUGACCGAAGCUCCAAGUCCCUCUGAGUGCCCCAUUCGCUUCCAAGACAUUCAGUACAACGAGGAAAGGAUCGUAUACAAUCCCAUCGGCGGAGAAGGGCGAGCAUACAGUAGAAGAGCCCAGAAAGUGGCCUUACGCGAUUCCAGAGGCUCUACCAGGCCUGCAUCCUUUGAGCCGCUAAUUCGGGAGCAGGUGAAGGGGCACAGAUGGUGGAAGAAUGUGGAGAUCGACGGAGUGAAGUACAGACAGAAGAUGGAGUUGAAGGAGAGGAAAGCGGCUAUGAAAGGGAUUGUAGACAAACUGAGAGUCAAGGCCAUAGAAGCGAAGGAACAAGAACGCAUGAAGUUGCAGGAAAGGAGAAGAAUUAAGCUAGAGAACAGAUUAUCCAACGAGAAGUAUCAGUCGGCUGUCCCAGUUGAUAACCAACCCAGCCAAGAUUGCGCGCAUGAACAGAAAAGAGCGAAAGAAGUUGAAGACCUUGCCCCCUGGUAUCCUGGCUCCCUCAAAAUCUAG
Molecule: messenger RNA, 564 nt
Organism: Guillardia theta CCMP2712
Lineage: Eukaryota; Cryptophyceae; Pyrenomonadales; Geminigeraceae
Exons: 9
Coding region: 1-564 (187 amino acids)
Source: RefSeq, a predicted model, not a curated record